Messenger RNA from Suillus subaureus, 1860 nucleotides. RefSeq names its product MFS general substrate transporter. The record is from RefSeq and is a predicted model, not a curated record. NCBI's taxonomy places the organism in Eukaryota, Fungi, Basidiomycota, Agaricomycetes, Boletales, Suillaceae. The transcript is spliced from 14 exons. Gene Ontology annotation, molecular function: transmembrane transporter activity. Bases 223 to 1602 code for a protein of 459 amino acids. Gene Ontology annotation, biological process: transmembrane transport.
GUCCCAGUCUAAUAACAUGCCAAGAUAGACAAGCGAAGAAGCUUCAGCUUCUUCGCCACUUCGAGGCAAGGGAUAACCAACGAUCCGCCUCGAUGAGCUAUUUUAAACCCACGGUUUGUACCCAGAUCUUCACAGAGGCUGGGCUUAGUUGGACAUUUGUGAUUAUUGUUUUAUAUCUCUCCCCCGCUGUACUAGUACGCCACGCUCAGCUCGUGAUCGACGAUGUUGUCAGAAGAAAGUCCUCUGCUGGCUACCACUACACAUGAAGUUAUUUAUGACAGAUUCGCACCAGAUCAAAAGAGGUGGAUCGUGUUUCUCGUUUCUUUUGUGGGAUUUUUGCCUACGUUUGUCUCAUCGACAUUCGUGCCUUCCAUCCCUCAGAUAGCUAAAGAUCUCAACUCGACGCGUGCUGUCGUCAGCUUGACCGUCAGUCUAUCGAUUUUAGCGAGUGCUGUCGGGGCGUUGGUUUGGGCUGCUUACUCGUCCUUCUAUGGACGCCGACCAAUAUAUCUGUGGGGGAUGCCGUUUCUAUGUGUUGGGAGCUGUGGUGUCGCGCUGUCGACUUCAUUGCAGAGUCUGUUAUUCUGGCGAUUCGUGCAGACGUUUGGAUGCGCUGGGGGGAUGUCCCUGGGUGCUGGUGUUAUCGGCGAUAUUUAUAAAUUAGAGGAGAGGGGAACGGCUAUCGGGGUAUUCUUUGGUGCCACACUUUUGGGGUUCGCUGUUGCACCGUUUCUUGGAGGUGCUGCGACGCAGUAUUGGUCCUGGCGCAAUUUGCAUUAUUCCAUUGGUGUAUUGGGUUUGGUCGAGAUGCUUCUUCUGUACCUUUCGUUUCCUGAGACGAGCCAUCCCGGCACAUUGGGUAUCGAUAAACUAAAGCAUCGGAGAUGGAUCCAUAUCACAUGGAUUAAUCCUCUGAGAAGUCUCUGGUUGCUUCGGAGUCCAAACCUAUUUGCGGUUAUGCUUGCGGCGAGUCUAGUGCUCAUUAGUGACUUUGUUCUCCUUGUACCGCUGGCGUAUACAAUUGGCGUCCGGUAUGGAAUCACGAACGAGGCCAUCAUCGGGGCGUGUUUCCUCCCAAAUGGACUGGGAAACUUCAUUGGAGCGCCGGUUGCUGGCCGCCUAUCAGACAUUGUGCUCAGAAGAUGGCGGGAGAAGCGCGGAGGAGUGUGGUGUCCCGAAGACCGCUUGAGAGCGACGUGGAUCGGAGGGCUGUUCAUGGUCCCGUUGUCCGUUGGGGCGUCCGGGCUGAUCACGACGUAUGUUGGGGGGCCGAUCGGCCUUGCGUUGAAUCUACUGUGCCUUCUCACAAAUGGGAUGGGGGUCGACUUCGUGGUGAAUCCCAUUGGUUCUUAUAAUGUGGACGUAGUGCAUUCUCGAAGUGCAGAGGCCAUAGCUGCUCACAUGGCGAGCAGGUCACUUAUAAUAUCCGCUGCGACUGCUCUCGUCAUUCCAACAAUCGAGCGCAUAGGUGUUGCGUGGACGGAUAUCAUUGCGGCUGUCCUUGCGGUCGUUGGACAAGGGAUCAUUCUCUUGACGAUUCGUUAUGGUGAUCGCAUGAGGGCGAGCAUGGACGUUGGUUUCUCGACCAUGGAGAAUAAUUGACCUAUUGAUCUGAAGGGAAGGAUUGAAUUAGAAUCGAUGUGUCAAGCUGGCAGGUGUAUGUACAUAACAGCCUGCGGCAAAGCACGAGCUGAAAUCCUCUAGAUUAAUUGUCGAGUGAAUCCGAGAUGCAAGGGUGCAAGAAAAUAACACGCGGUCGAUUCGGUUCUUCUACUGUAGCCUGAAUCAGGUUGAUCAUCCAUGAUCUGUGCCAGUCUGCUGUGUACUAGCUGAAUGCCGUGGGCUUCUACAAGAUCAGCG